Molecule: messenger RNA, 13101 nt
Organism: Porites lobata
Lineage: Eukaryota; Metazoa; Cnidaria; Anthozoa; Scleractinia; Poritidae
Source: the annotation of a GenBank genome assembly
AUGGAACAUUCUCAUGAGAAACUGAAAGCUUGUAUGGAGUAUGAUGCUCAAGGAGAAGCAGUUUUAGAUCUGCGGAGGAAAAGACUCUCCAGGUUACCUGAUGCAGUCACUGAACUGAGUGAACUGGGAGUACUUCUGCUGAAUGAAAAUAACCUGACAGAAUUACCAACAAGCAUUUGCAAGUUAAAAAAUCUUAAAAUGCUCAACUUGGAUCACAAUCACUUAACCCAGUUACCUGAUGAGAUUGGUGACCUGAAAAAGCUGGUGGAGCUGAUUGUGAGUAACAACCAGUUGUCUGGUUUACCUAUGAGUAUACAGAAUCUGAACAAGCUUGAAUUGCUCUACCUGCAUAAGAACCGAUUAAACAAGUUGCCUGAUGAGAUAGGUGACCUGGAGGAGCUAAGGCUACUGAGUGUGUACAUGAAUCAGUUGGUUGGUUUACCUACCAGUAUACUAAAGCUAAACAGGCUGGAAAGGCUCUACGUAGAUGAUAACAAAUUAACAGCAUUACCCAUUGAGAUUGGUCACUUAAAGGAGCUAAGGGAGCUGAGUGUGAGCAACAACCAGUUGGUUGGUUUACCUACCCAUAUACAGAAGCUGAACAAGCUAAAGGGGCUGAAUUUAAAUCAUAACAGAUUAACAUCAUUAAUCCCCGAGAUUGGUGACCUAAAGGAGUUGAGGACGUUGAAUGUGAAAUAUAACCAGUUGAGUUGUUUACCAAGCAGUAUUCUGAGGCUGAAGAAGCUUGAGGAGUUGAAUGUGGCUGGUAACAGAUUAACUGAGUUAGGGUCUGCAGCUGAGCUUAAUGACCUGGCCUAUAAUCUGAAUAGACUGAAGGUCAGUGGUAAUCCUUUAACUGUUGAUGCAAUAAGAAUUAUUCUGGAAUCAAUGAAUAGACAGAAAAAAUACACUGAUAUUAUGGGUGAGUGCAGACUUAUUUACACUAAAUUAUUAUUAAAUUUUUAAAAAUAUUUUUAACAAGCUAUAUUUUAAAGUAAUUUGCUUGUUUCUUAUAGCCAGUAAGUAAUUCUACCAAGUACUCAAUAUUAUUGCAAAACUGUUAAGUGACCUUAAUUCUAUUUGGAAGUAGACUGUGCAGGGCUGAGUGGGCCCCAGUACCCCACAUGUAGUUUGUGGUAGAUAAGUAUGACCCAGAUAUACAUGUAAUCGAUGUUUCCUUACAACAAUAAUAAUUAUUAUUAAAAACUGAAUCAUUGGAUAAUGCAAUUCUACAGCUCUGAUUGCCUUAGCCAUCAUGGUAUAUGAGCCAUUAUACCAUGCUCUCCAAAUAGCUGUACGUAUCUGCUCUAGACUUGCAUGAUAAAUUCUGCUAGAAGAAUUUUGAGCAGAAUAAGCAAUUUCUGGGGGGAACAUUGUGCUGGCAGAAAAAGGCAUUUUCGAGCAAAAUUUGAGCAGAAUGAGGGAAAAUCAGCGGUACUAAUGAUAUGCAUAAGAGUUGUAAGAAAAAUUUAAACCUAAAUGAAAAGCAAAUGGAAAUUACCUUGUAAUUAAUUUGAUUAUUUAAUACCUACAACACACUCACAUUAAAAGUGAGAUGAGUUACAUUUUUGCUAUGCAUAGUGAAUAUCUUUUUUUGAGGGGUUAGGCCUAGGCUCCCUUCUAUCUUUGUGAGAUUAAGGGUGUCCAAGCAGAACUUUGAGCAGAAUAAGCGAUUUUUACAAGCACUGCUGGCAGGCAGAAUAAGCCAUUUUACGAGCAGAAUUUAUCCAAGCCUAGUCAAAAUUAAAAACAAGCUAAAAAUUGGUUGUUUUUACAAAUAAAGGCAGGAAGCAUUCUCGGUAUUUUGUGGGCAUUUUUCACUUGCUGGAUAUGAUAUGAUUAUAGCCCACGCGGCGCUAACACGGCUCGUUGGCUCUCUUAUAACCAUCUCAUAUCCAAUGCGCCCCCGUGGAAUAAUUGUUAAUUAUUUCAUCUUAUAUAUAUUUUUUUAGUUAUGGUGAUCAGCUGUUGAGCUCUGAGACACUACAAACUUUUAUUUGAAGGUUGAUAGGGUUUGAUUUUGUAUACCUCUUCCAUGUGAUAAUGACACAGUGGCAUAAGUUGCAUAAUUGUCUGUGUGUAAGCUACAACCUAUAAGCCAUUUUACAGUUGUGGGCUUGGUGUCCUUGCCUUUGAGAGAACGUGAGGCUGAGGUUGACCUUGUUUUGAUACAAACCUCCCUCCUUUUAUAAUGUAAAUUUUGCUUUAAAUUACUAGUUUACAUAACAACAACAUGAUUUACAUAAUAAAGCAAGAAGACUCCAGCCUCGUUUUCAACUGUCACUGUAAAAUGGACAAUUUCAAAAAGCUUUGAGACAGUGUAACUUACUAAGCCAAAAAUGGUGUUUAUCAGACUUCAUUCGAUUCCUGCCCCCUCACCUGUCAUUAAAGUUGUAAGGAUAUCGUAAUCAACUCCUGCAGUUACCCUGAUAACUUACAGAGGUUGUGCAUUCUGCUAAUUAAAGGUCAGCAAUGAUUGGGUAGGAAGAAUAAAACUAUAAUUUUCAUUAUUUUUAUCAUUUAAGUCCCUACAGAAAUUGAGGCACGAGGAGAAAGAGCACAAUUUGCUUAUCAAAACGCUCUAAGAGAUGGAGCUGUUAAUGUUUACCGUGGUCGAGUAUUGCUGAUUGGUCAGGAUCGGGCAGGAAAAACAAGUUUAAAGAAGUCUCUCAUUGGUGUACCAUUUAAUCCAAAAGAAAAAAGUACUGAAGGAAUUGAAGUGGAUCCUUCAAUUUUUCAAGUGGAUGUUGAUGAAUUUAAGGAUUGGCAACCUAUUGAUGAGAGUAAACAUGGUUUGCUGGGAUGCUCUAAAGAUGUGGCACAGAUGAUUGUGGAAAAGCUGUGUGUUCCAGUUAAUAGUCGUAAUUGGGUUCAGGAGGAGAAAGAAGGUGAAUUAAAAUAUGGCAGCAACUGUACAAAUGAUGGUCACAAGAAUGGGGAACAGAAUAUUGCUGAUCCUGCGGGUGAAAAGAAAGAAGAUGCCUUUGUGAACCAGGUUUGGGCCUAGUCAAAUCCUCAUAUUCACCAGUAUCAGAUCUUAUUUCAGGGGCACCCAACGACAAUUUUCGGAAAAAUAUCUGUUCGGAAGACGAAUUGAGAUCUAGAAUUUUAGGAACAUUUUUUCCAAAAUUUCUUGCUUGUCUUCCUCUCCUAGGAUUUUCGAACAUCUAAAAAAUGGUAUAAUUGCCCAUUUUUAACCGAUUUUUACCCUAAAAGGGUCACCUACAAUUUUCGGGAGCCUUUUUUCUGGCUGAAAUUUUCGAAAAGGUAAGUUUUGAUCCCUAUAAUUUUCGGAUCACUAGACUUUCAGCUAGGAAAUCCGAACAGAUGAAAAAUUUUUAGGGGAUAAAAAUAUGCCUAUAUCUACCUUUGAAAUACCAAAAUACGUUUAACAAUGCUAUGUUUUAGCGGUUUUGAACUAAAUUCUCGUUGGGUGCCCCUGUUAUUUAUUACUAGGACAACUGUAAGUUAGGAGUUUCAAUUUGAAAGUAAGUGUUGGCGUCAGAGCUUACAGAGAAUACAGUUUGAAAAUAUGUGGUUAAUAGAGCAUAUUAAAAAAAGAUUUCAAUAUUAUCAGGGCUCAAAGUUAGCGACUAACUGGUCGCAUAUGCGACUGGAUUUUUGGUUGUGCGCCUAAAAAUUUAUGUGUAAUCGCACCUGUGCGCCGUAAAACCCAAAGCACAGUGCGACUGACUUACUUCGGACUGUACUUACGAACUGGAACUAGAAAGACGGUGUAUGUUUGAUUGGUCUUUUCUCCCAACUUUUUGUGCAAUGGACGAUCAUGUCGAACGUUCAGUUUUAACGUCAAUCAAAACAAAAACAGUGCGGAUUAAGAGCCUUUUUUUCCAGGUAAGAAAGUUUUUUAAGUCGUAUUCCAGUUACAUGUAAGUCAUUGCGCAUUUAACACAUUCAUUAAAGAUUAAUUUUCAUUCUCGUUCGACACACUCAUUGUUGUCAGUUUUGAAUUGUUUUUCAAGUGUAAGUCACAACUGUACUGUCAAAAAGAGAAAUUAGUAUUAAAUAUCACAACGGUAUUACUGCCUAGCAAAUCGGCUGUCUUUUAUCAAUCACAGGACUGCAGUAAAAGUAACAAACUGAAGAUGACAAAUAAACGUGGCACUGUUAAAAGCUUUUUACUUUUUCUUUUGAAAGAGAUGCUCCCAUCAUUAUAAGCUGUGCUCCUAAAAUUUUCAGCUGUGCGCCUAAAAAUUUACAUCUGGUAGCACAAGUGCUCCCAAACUCAAAUUUAAACUUUGAGCCCUGAAUAUUCAAGCGGGACAGCCAUCGAUGAUGGGUGCCCGACAAAUCCCAAACACGAGUGUCCAAGAUCAUGGCUAUGCAAUAUGAGUCUUCAAAAAUAUUUUUUCACAAUUAUGAUACCUCUUAUUUCACAAAAUGACAUGAAACGAUCAGCUUUACGAUCUUCUUCUAUCAUGAAUUACAACCAAAACAAGUGUCAGAAUUUGCAGCCCCCCUAAACUGGCCAAUCACAGUAUAUACGUACCAACUGAGAGGUUGUAACACUGAUGCUCAAGGUCCGGACAAUCUGCGAGUCAUGCAAGCCAUGGGAAAAAAUAGAGUUUUAUGAAAUUGUAAAUGCAUGAAAGAUGUUACCUGCUUAGCUCCCUAUAAGGGCAUGUGCGGUUUUGCCGUUGGACUAUUUGCAGAAUUACGUAGUAUUGGUCGACUUUCAUUGAUUAGGGUUAAACUGGUUAAGCACUCGCUCUAUGCCUUUUAGGAGUAAACACUCAUUUACAACGGUUAGCUUUCGGUUUUUUUUUUCGUGUUACUGCUUUUUGGAUUUUUUUUUGAAUUUUUCUUUCGCGUGGCUCGCUAACUCGCACUGUGUCCUAACUCCAUUACUCAUCUUGAUGAAAUACAUUGUAUAAAUUAGUAAAUAAAUUUAAUUGCCAAGAAUUCAUAAAAAUGAGUAUGCAGUUAAAUUCUUUUUUCUUUCUAUUUUUGAUACCAAUUUUGCAGGUCUCUCUCGAUCCAAAUGUAGACAGAGUUAUUGGACUCGCAUCAGCAGAGCCUGAUCGUGAGUUAUUGAUUGAUACUGCUUCACCUCCAGAUGAAAUCCAGGAGCAGGCCAUUGAGUUGAUAAAGUAUGUGGAAGGUGAAGGUGUCAAAGAAGAAUCUGUUUUCAGUGUUGAAAUGUGGGAUUUUGCUGGACAAGAGCUGUAUUAUGCAUCUCAUCCUGUAUUUUUAACAUCACGUGCGAUAUAUAUUUUGGUGUGCAACCUUAGCAAAUCACUGCAUGACACCGCCCAACCCUGUGUGAGACAAGGAAGUCAUAAUUUCAUGUUGGACAACCCAAAUGGGGAAACAAAUUUGGAGAAUCUACUAUCUUGGCUGUCAACAGUGCAUAGCAUAACACAGAUGAGAGGAGAAACCUGUGACGAUUCGGAAGGAAAGCUUCCUCAUCUUCGGCCACCAGUGAUCAUUGUGGGCACCCAUGCAGACAAACCAUUUGAAGACAUUGCAACAAUGAAAUCACAAAUACAGAGGGCAAUUGCUGGUAAGGACUAUGAAGGACAUGUGGUGCGACCUAUCUUCAGCAUUGACAACACUGCAAGAUCACUUCAAAGAAAGAUCAAAAGAGUUUUCAGACAAGAUAAACACAUUGAUCACAUUCAAGCUCUACAGGACAGAAUCAUGGAAGUGCUAAAACAGGAGCCAUACAUGGGGGAGAGUAUACCUGUGAGGUAAGUCGUUAUUGACCAGGGCCCCGUUCCUUGAACGAUGGUUAAGUUUAAUCCAGGAUUAAGCCAAAUUUUUAAAUACGGUUUUCUUGUCUAAUAUCAUUCAAGCUUACCCUUUACUCUGAGAUAGAGUAAUAAUGAUACAACAUAUUAAAAGACAAUUCUAGUCUUUUGAAUGAGAAUUUCCGUUGGAAGAAUUUGGGAUUUGAGGCCUUUGUUUCAGACCUAAUGGGUUAAUUCUGCCUUCAGUUGUAAUGUUAUUUUUAGGGUUUUGAGCCUGGUUUGAAACUGUUGUGUCACUUUUUAAUCUCGAAAUUUUGCUUUCUGCACAUGCCCGAGUUUAAGAAGCUGAUAUUUUGCGUCUUGAAUGGAAGGCCGCAAAGCUGUCGACCUAUAAACAACAUUUUGGGUAGUUUUGGUUUUUUAUAGUCAGAAAGUGACCGGAAAACGGCUUGACUAGCUUCAAACAGCACUUUCGGAGAAAUUCCCAGGAACGGAAGGGUCAAAGAAGUUACUAUCAACUUUGGUGACUGAGACACUGCCCCUUUAAUACAGAAUUGACUGUGCGGUGUACUAAACAGUGACCUCUUAAUGUAGGACUAUCUUGGCGUCGAGUCAAUGAUCCGAAGUUUACCCUUCUGUUUUGGAAUGUGUGCAUGCUUUUGCACAAUUAGUCAAAGCAGGUGCUUUUCUUAGUGACAUGAAUACUAUUACGUGCUUCAUUUUUUAUAAACUAGGUGGCUCAGCUUUGAGAAGGUCAUCGAUGCUUUACAGUCCAAGGACGUUUGUCAUUUAAAUAUAACGGAACUUCAAACCUAUGCCAAAGAUAAGUGCUUUGUUAAUGACGAGGAAGAGUUCACCACCAUGGUGAAUUUUUAUCAUGACAUGGGGAUAAUUAUCAAGCACUGUAGCACAGUCAUUCUGAGUGCCAAAUGGCUGAUUGACCUGUUCAGGCAGCUGAUCACUAUUCCACAUUUUAAUAAAAUGGUAAGAAAAACGUUUAUUGUAUAAACACCAAUGAAAUACCAGGUGAGCUUUCACGCGAAAACAUGAUAUCUUCAUACGUGAAAAUAAAAUGUUAUGUUCACAUGUUAAGAGAUCAUCGUUGCUGUGGCUACAUAAUAAAUCGCACCUUUCGCAGCAAAAAAAAAUAUUCAAGUGAAAUGGUUUGGUAUUUCAUUGGUGUUUAUAUAAUAAAUAGAACAUUACAUGGCCGCUUUGAGAUACGAAAUUUCUCUUUUCGUGUUCACACUUGAAGAGAAAUUUCGUAUCUCCGCGCGGUCAUGUAAUAUUCAGGACUAUUAGUUUCAACCUGAUACUAGGCGUUCUCUACUGGAGAGAUCGAUGGAGGGUCAAAAUGCUCUUGCUCCAACGCUGUGUUUCGCGCAAGUUUCUCGUUAUAGAAGGUUAAAACGGGCGUGAUCCGACAAAGAGAAGGUCCAAACGCGCAUGAAUUUCAGAUUGCGUUCUGUGCAUUCCAUCCAUCCUUAGUGGAAGUCCUAACAAAUCCUGGCUACUUAUGUACCACGCAUGCGUAAGAGCAACGUGGGGAUUGGGAUUACGGGCUCCUAUGGUGGCCCACAAUUUGCUCUCUGAUACCUGGAUUCCUUUUUGAGGACUCUGUAAUCACUCCUCAUUUUAUUAUCUUUCAGGACCCUAAGGUUUCCAAGCACUGGGAGAAACUGAGAGAAAGCGGUGUCCUCAGCAUGGAACUAGUUGAGCAUGUGUUUUCCAAAUUUCUUCUAAAGGGCGUUGUCAGAGAUGAAAUUUUAGACUUGAUGGAGCAGUUUGGCUUGAUUGCAAAGUUCUCACCUGUUAAAACUGAUGAAAAGUAUUUUGUACCAUCUCAACUGAAAGUGCCACCUGAUUCCCUCUGUGCCAUGGUACCCUCGCACUCUGACCCCUGUCAUCUAUAUGUCUUCUUUGUUGCUGGUUUUGUGCCCCAUGGCUUGUUCACACGGCUUGUUUCUCGACUUGUCCGUUGGUGUUCUGAGGCUGGUCCAACUCAGCCCCCUACCCUGUACCGAAAUGGAGCGUGGUUCGUCAUUGGGAGACGAACUGUCCAUGAUUUAGUUCUUUUCUGCAAGAAACAGUACAUCAAGUUUUUUGUCAUGCAAAGAUCCCAAGAUCAGCAGGUCUCAGGGGAUAAAGGAAGUGAGGUUGCAAUUCAGGUGCGUGAGUUUGUGGAGGCAACACUCCAAUCUUUGUCACAGGAUCUGCUCUAUCUACGUGGGCUGCAGUAUCAGAUUCGCGUCGCCUGUCCAUACUGUCAGCUAGAAAAGUGCAGUGGCCAUAAUCAGCUGGCAUGUGCACAUGUUGACUGUCGUCAUCUCCUUGAGAUAAGAGAAGGUGGCCCACUUUUGUGCAAAAAGAAACCUUCAAAAAUAGUUCUCACAGUCGAGGGCCUGGAAAAAUGGUUCUCACUGUCAACAAGCGAGGUACUAAUGAAAUACAAUCUCUAAGCAACGCUGGUAGUUUAAAAUUAAUUGAAGAGAAAUAUAAUCUCGAAGGGUAAUUAUGUUAAAAUUAAGGCACCAUACAUGAGGCUUUAAUCACUAUCUGAAAAGAUUGAACGUAGUCUUUUUAGGGAUGAUGUCUGGUGUAAUGUGACCUAUUUAUUCUUCGACACGGCUCUCCCUAGUGGAAGAGAAAAUAAUGGAAAAGAAUAUAUCAAUAAUCUUGAAACUAAGAGGUCAUAUAAAAGGACGGUUUAUCUCAAGACUCUUAAAUUUUCUAAAAAAUUUAUCGAGCGGUUUCAAAAUUAUUCGUUAAUUUGUUAAAGUAGACCGAAAUGUUUACAUUACCGCUAAUAAGAGCGCCCCGAUACAUACUAAUCAAAUCCUUCUUUCUAGCAAUCGGCUGGAGGUAUCUCCAUGAUCUUUCACACACGUUUUUAAAAAGAUUGAAACUACUAUGAGGUGAAAUUACAUGUCAAAAGCGCUUCGUUUAGUACAGAUAACAGUCGAACAUCAAGAUUGUCCAUUUUUUACCGUAUUUCUAACCAUAAAAACUUCUUCCCAAAAUAUCUCGAAAACGCUCUUACAGAUUUCGCUUAAACUUCACGAACAUCGAAGCGGCUAUUGUAGGAAAAAGCUCCAGUAAACGAUUUUGGAAGAACAGUUCCCAGUGCCGAGAAAUACUGCUGCAAGUAAAGUAGGUAAUGGCGUCAUUUCGUUGCCAUGACAACUACGAUGUCAUUGCAACCCUGAUCAUAACAAAGUUUCAUCUUUAUCUAAGACAACUGUGGUGUUAAUUUGUCCAAAUCUUUGUUUAUGGCGACGUAGUUUACGCUCAAACGUGGGAGGUAUUCACUCUAAAAAACUGUAUCGAGCCACCUUAACGUGUAUGACCUUGCCAAUCACGAUUGUAUCUAUUGGCCUGAAGGUCUUAUAGCGAUGUGCGCUUUUUUUUUUUUCACUCGUCAUGAUUUUGUUUUGCUACUUAAGCUGACCUCAUCUUUAAUUUGAUGGAAUCAGUUUUUACAAAUGUUGGUUCAAACGCUUUCUAGACAGCACCCCAUAUAAAAGUGCUAUUUUGAAAUAUGCAAUGUUGGUUUUCUUUCAGGAAUUGCACUCAGCCUUUUCUGGUAUAACACAAAGUCAUGCACAGCCUUCAAUCUUAAAAGUUUCCCUCCUUUCUAGUGAGUGGGGGUCAUCUAAGGGUGGCUUGUCAACAAUCAACAGAACGCUUGCCAUGCAUUUGGCAAAACAACCAAACGUAGAAGUCACUAUUAUCGUACCUCAAUUUGAGUGCGGUGAAGAUGACAAGAGAGCUGCCAAGGCUCAUAACAUUUCCAUUAUGGAAGUACAUCGUCGCCCUGGCUUUAGUGAUCCCCUUGAUUGGUUGAGCUUUCCACCAAGAAACCUUGACAUUCAGGUCGUGAUUGGUCAUGGUGCAAAGCUUGGUAAACAAGCUCAAAUCAUCCAAGAGUCUCAUUGUUGCAAGUGGGUUCAGGUAGUGCACACCGAACCUGAAGAGCUAGCAAUGUAUAAGAACUAUCCUGGCGCAAUUACCAAGGGAGAAGGAAAGAACAGAGAUGAAGUUGAGCUGUGCCAACUUGCAGAUCUCGUUGUGGCAGUUGGGCCCAAGUUGACAGAAGCAUUCUCGUCCUACUUGAGUUCAUCUCAUCAAGAUGUCUUCCAGCUGAUGCCAGGCACCUUUAAAGAGUUUUCAGAUGUUGAGCAUGCUACUACGCGAGCGAGUGCGAAGUUCAAGGUGUUAACCUUUGGCCGUGGUGAUUUUGAAGACUUCAGUCUCAAAGGAUACGACAUUGCCGCUCAAGCAAUAGUUGAAUUGAAGGACAGUUCUUACCGUCUGAUCUUUGUUGGUGCACCUGAUGGAAAGCAGGACGAAGUCGCGGAAAUCUUAUGCCAGACGGGCAUUCCAAGAAACCAGUUGUUUGUCAGAUCAUUUUUGAAAGACAAGCAAAGAUUAAAAGAGUUGUUUUUUGAAGUUGAUGUGGCCAUCAUGCCUUCAAGAACUGAGGGUUUUGGCUUGACAGCACUGGAAGCCAUGUCAGCCGGUCUCCCCAUUCUAGUAAGUGGAAACUCCGGAUUUGGAGAAGCACUGCGUUGUCUUCCAAUGGGCGAGUCAUUUGUGAUUGAUUCGGAUGACCCCAAGGAAUGGGCAAAGGCAAUAGUAGCUAUCCAACAAAAAUCUAGGGCACAGCGGCUUGAGGAAAUCCAAAGACUUCGAAGAAGCUAUGAAGAGAGAUUCAGUUGGGAGAGACAGUGCAAAUCUCUUGUUGACACGAUGUGGAAGAUGGUUUAUGGUAAGAAAUCAAAUUCUUACCCUAAGGGCCUCUUCAUAUGAGCCCGGUUGACCGGGCUGGCUCGGUUUCCGAGAUCUCGCCUUACCUCUAAAUCCUUUUUAAAAGUUUCGAUAUGUUCAUAUGAGAGGGCGGGCUGGCUCGGUUCCCGAGAUCUCGGUAAGCGGGCUGGAAAUUUUGCCAUAUGAACACUUCAUCCCGGUUACCGGGAUGAAUUCUGGCGGUCCAGAUGGCAUCGUCUUGCAUUAUUUUCCACAUCAUAAGUAUCCCAUUUAACUGCAGUGAUACAGCUUUAAGAGUUACCGAUGCUCAGAUAGGCCCGAAAGUUUAAAUUUUUGUGUUUGGCCAUGUUUGCUCUGUUUCCCGAAUUUGACGCCAGAAUUCGUUCCCAGGAUCUUUGACCUUUUCUCAUCUCGGAAACCGGACUGAAAUUUCUCAUAUGAACCCAAGGCGAAGUUCAUCCCGGUAACCGGGCUCAUAUGAAGAGGACCUAAGUAAAGUAACGAUAAUUUAAAUGAGCAAUUUUAGGAUGAGGCUGAGUAUGAUCUGAAAAAUUUUGUAGAUCGUGGAGGAUGCUGGCCGAUGCGGAUAACACCCUACGAGAUCUGCAUAAUUUUGCACAUCAUUUGAAAUCCCAAUCCAAUUAUUGUUUUAUUAUCCAUUCAAUAUAGUUCAUACUUGAAAAACAUGCCCGCCUCGAUCGAUGUUAAGUUUCUGUCUUCAACUUCGUUCCAGGGCCUCUCAGUUGCCGUCCCCUUUUCUGGCGAUAUCCUACACUAUUGACGUCAUUUUACUGGAUAUCGCUAACGUCUUCCAAAUUCGAUCAUCGCAAGCUGGCUUUGAAGAAAUAGCCGUGGCAUUUGAGUCAUUCUCAUUUUGUUCUGUUGAAACCACCGUAAUUUAAAAUGGUCCGAUGGUUUUUGUUUGGACCUGUGUUCUAUCUCCCAUAGAGCGUUUUCACUCACGUGGCGAGCAUCUACGCCAAUUUGUUGGAACAAAAUAAAGUGUUUAUAUAAGAAAAGAGUUCAACUCCCACAGGAUUGCUUUGGAACACUAACAUGGCCGCCGUUUCGUUGUUUUGGAACACUAGUAUGACCGACAUGACGUCAUGUGAAAACGCUAUAUUAAACUGACGUGAAAUAACCUGUCGCAUUUUGGAUUUUUCCUCUCUAUCAUUUGCAGGUGAACUGGUUUUCCUUGCACUUCAAAAAAUCAAGCUGGAAGCGCGUAGAGAGGCCAGCAAAACUGAGCUGUCGUUGAAUUUAAAGAGGAUUGCUUUGGAGAAAGGUUUUGUGAUUUCUGACAAUCAAGGGGAUGGAAACUGCAUGUUUUUUGCACUUUCAGAACAACUUGACCGCAUCAAAGGAAUUAAAAUCAGCCAUGAAGAGUUACGCCGAACUGUUGUCCAGUACCUCAAGGACAACCCUAGGCUGGUUAGUGUCCUUUUUUUAGCGCCUCAAAAUUAUUUCUCUCAGACUAGCAACUUAAACUGACCGAAGCGGAGAAGGGUCCGAGCAUAAAUGGAAACAGACGGGGGAACAUUUCCUUUUUUCGCCUCGGCCGUUAAGCUUCUUUUGCUUACGUUUAAAGAAACAGACCUGUGACUUGACUGAAAUAGACCUUUUCCACCACGGUGGCUUUUUUCCUGCUCACUUCUCUUUUGCGUCAUCCACAUUAUCUGAACGCUUGAAGAGAAUAAUGGACAUAUAGAGUUGGUCCUCAUCGUUCUUUAUUUAUUUUCUUUGAAACUUGAUAAGGUGGACACCUCUCUCAGAGUACGACUACUAACGGUGUCUGUGGCCCAGGGGAGUACUCCCUGUUAUGGCCUAUAGGGGGAGGCUCCGCACAAAAGGGGUACCUUUUCCAGGCUUCAGGUAUAUGAAAGGGUAGGGACUUCAUUAGUUUCAGUGUAGAAAGGGGGUAGGGAGAUCUGUCAUUUCGGUCUGUAAAAGGACUGAAAAGAGCUAACAGACGCAUUUUAUGGAUGUAAAAGAAACAAGAAAACUUAUUGGUUUAGUGAUUUAUUCAUUAAAAAAAUGGUGCAUUUACAGCAGUUUUAACUUUGCAUCCCUUUUAAAAGGGAUGCAAAGUUCUAAACUACAGUAGGUAUGUGAAAGGGGUACCAUUUGUCAAUAGAAGGUAUACGAAAGGUAAACCUUUUCUGUCAAAAAUGGUUUAUAAAAGUGUAAGGGGUUGGACCUCGGGGCGGAGCCUCCCCCAAAUAAAAUUGUUGAGUACACCCCCCCGGGGGGGGUCUGUGGUGGAGAGAGGUGUCUGCGUAGUUUUCGGAGUAAAAACCGUCUAGAAAUGCACUUUGUCGUCUUUGUAGUAACUACAGCAUUUGUUCUCUUACAGCCGGAUGGGACAGAUCUCUUCCACUUUGUUGAUGGAUAUUCAUCUUGGAACGCUUACCUUACAACCAUGAUGGCAGAUGGUACAUGGGGUGAUCAUGUGAUUCUCCAUGGGGCUGCAAACUGCUUUGAAACAUGCGUUCAUGUGAUCAGCAGUCUGCUGCAUCACCAUGACGUUAUAAUCUGCCCAGAGUAUGAUGUUACUGGUAGCAACCGGCUUGUGCUGGGUCACGUGCAUGAGCUUCACUAUGUUAGUCUUAUUCCACGUGAGGUCUAA